CCUUUUGUGAGUGUGGACGCUUCCUCUCUUUGCUCUUCAUAUGCUUUGCUUCUUUUAUUGAUUUUUAUUGAUUUUUAUGCUGAUUUUUUCCUUUUUUUUCUGUAUGAGCUUACCUGCGAGAGCUUCUGGACGCUUAUAGAUCAUUAGGACUAAAGUGUUCUUAACAGAAACAGCAACAUUUUUAGUUACCUUAUCCUCAGCGCUCCGUGUGUCUGUGGCCUAGACACAGCUGAAGCCUGAUUACAGCGUCUGGACUCCAAACAGCCUCAAUAGCCUGGAAAGGUGCUAACCGCUAGGCUAACUAGCAACAAGAUGCCCUCCCUCUCCACAGAUGACUACCACAAACUCCUGCAGAAGACUGCAGUACUGGAGACAAAAAUUCAUCGCUUAGAAGUAAAUGUGGAGGUAAAUGGACUGUGUGGAAAUGAAACAACCUUGCCUUUGAUUCAAAGCAAUGGCGAUGAUCAAGCUAGUACACAGCUAAGGAGCACAGAUAACAUGACCAAGAAAGUAGACUCUGUGCAUUAUUAUAAAUCAUCAAGUGAAAAUCCCCCCUUGGACUGUCCUGAUGCAAAACCAAGACAUAAAUCAUGUCUCCUGGAAGGGGGAGGACGUAUCACAGGCAGAGCACAGCGAGCUGAAAUCUCUGAAACCAACUGGCCUUCACUUCCUACGAGACAGAGAAGCUCUUCUACCCCUGUAUACGGGAGGAAACAGGACUGGACAACCGUGAAUAGGAAGGUUAACAACAAACCUCCAAAACAACUGAAUGUGAAACUGCAGAACAGAUUUGCUCCACUUUCAAAGGACCCUGCAUCUAUAUCGGACAACCAUCCAUCUAAAAGUAGCAAAGUAAGGUCUGAAAAUCUGUUGAAAAGUAAAAGGCCACAGGGAAAGCUAAAGGCUAGGCCUGAAACUCUAAUUGUGGGUGACUCUGCCGUAAAGGAUGUACAAAGGAUGUGCGGGUCAAACGAUGUGUCCAAACAACAAUCGGAGGUUCUGAAACGGAACUUUACUGGAUUAUUAAACACUGUAAACUCUCUGAAUGCAGCUGUAUUCAUCAGUGGGCCUGUACCGCCCGUCAGAGGAGGAGACGAGAGAUUCAGCAGAUUGUUUGCACUGAAUAAAUGGCUUAUAUCAGCAUGUACUGACCACUCAGUGCAUUUUAUCAACAACUUUAAUAUUUUUUGGGAACGCAGGCAUCUGUUUAAAGUAAAUGGAUUUAAUUUUAACAAGUCAGGGGUGAAACUGUUCACCUCCAACUUGUUUUAUUCCAUACGUCAUCCAUCUGUGCUUGGUGCCAAGGCUGAGAUAAACGAGGAGUUAUCUCAUAAAGAGGAACAAACAGUACUCCAAGAACAAACAAAGCCCAGCAGAAACCUUGAGGAGGAGCUCCAUCUGCCCCCACCCGGGAAGAGCCUGAGAAAGGAGAGACAUCUGAGGCAAGAAGAGGGGUCCCUAUUUGCCUCCAACUCUCUCAACAACACCAACGACCAGGACCAGGGACCACGACCUUCCCCAGUCCCCCAAACCCCUGACAGGCCAUCACCCUCCUCCCCCUCCCUUUCUCCCUCCUCCCCACACCUGAAAUUCACUGAGGAGAUGAUGGAGCGUGUCAAUGCUGGGCUCAGAUCUACCCCCCAGCCCAAUCCCUUUUUGUCCCCCAUUAACCCCCCACCAGAGCAGCCAAAGGUUCGCCAUCGAGCCCCGCCCUCAACAGAGCAAUCAAAGUUACACUGCGCAGCCUCGCCCCCCUUAGUUCCUCCUUACCACCUUCAUGCUCUGUCUCUGCAGUCUGAUGUGUGAUGUGUGGAGGGUCCGGGCUGCGAGGAUUAUGACAGUGGUGACUUUUCCCAGGAGAAGCUGGGACCCUGUUUACUAGAAGGUUUUAAAAUUUCUGUACUUUUAGGUGACAGAAGAAGACAUGUGGCCUG
Molecule: messenger RNA, 1934 nt
Organism: Oreochromis niloticus (Nile tilapia)
Lineage: Eukaryota; Metazoa; Chordata; Actinopteri; Cichliformes; Cichlidae
Exons: 2
Coding region: 313-1806 (497 amino acids)
Source: RefSeq, a predicted model, not a curated record